UGCUGGAGUGUAACGGUUAGGAGAAGCACGAGCUGACUGCUAGACACACGCGAGCUUUUCCAUGCUACGGCACAAGAAGGAAACGGAAACUCAAUAUAUAUGAAUAAUCUGAGGGGUUUUUCCCCUCACAGUGAAAAUAAAUAACAUACCAGAGGGAAGGCAGCUAUGAGACUGAACAGAGACACCGAGGACGGCAAAGGUUCCUUGUCACUGGGCGUGUUCCUCAUGUCAGUUGGUCUUACUGUGUGCGUCGUGUGGCUCGUGGCGCUCUGCGGCAUCUGUGGAUGGUGCCAACGCAGACUGGUGAGUGAUGUCACUUCCUGUUUCAAGGGGAAGAGGAAUAAGCCAGGUUUGGACACGGCAAGUUCUCCAGACUCAGUGUCGGUUCGAGGCCGGGGUGAAAAUAAAGCCAUCAAUGAUCUUGACAGAGACUUUUGGAAUAAUAAUGACAGCAGUAAUGUUCAGCAACGGUGGAGCUCCUAUCCUCCUAAAGAGUUUCUCUUGAACAUGUCUCCCUAUGCUCCAUAUGGAGACCCUCGUCUAACACCCAAUGGCUCGUUGGAGAAGUGCGAGGUGGGAGGGGGGACAGGGGCCGGCCCCAGUCGCAGUGACAGCUCCAGGAGUGUAGAGGCAGGAAGCAGCAAGGUCGGGAAGUGGCAAACCGUCAAGAGCCACAUGCACUCCGGCAGCUUGCGGCCCACCAAUUUUGGGGACACGUCCCCACUCUCCACAGCGUCCACUUUGGAGCACAUCGCACCCUCUGCGUGUCUUCCUCGGCCUCUCAUCAGACAGCAAAGCCUCCAGCAGCCCCUGACCCCCCGGCCCCCUCCGCCGCCCAACGACCCCCCUGCCACCUCACAGAGCCUGGGGCAGUUACACAGUAGCUCCGGGGGCGGCGGGGGGCAGCGGGGGGGUACAAGACCGGGGGCAAGGGGCAGCCCAGCCGCACCCGGGGCAUCUCGCUACAGAGCAGGCACAGGGGCACGUUCCCGCUCUAACCCGGGCAGCUGGGAUCACAUGAUGGGGCAAAUACGCACCAGGGGCAUGGACGUCAAAUCCUUCCUGGAAGGUAAGAUGGUGGUGUUGUCUUUGGCGAUUGGCCUGGCUGAGCAGGACGACUUCGCUAACCUACCAGACCUGCAGGAGAAUCCAACAAGCCAAGAAACUCCUCCUGGAGACAAGAGAGCCAUCAGUAACAAGACCAACAGCAGUCCUAAAGGUCAGACCCCAGAUGAGAGCAACCGACGCACGGAUGCUAACUCCUCUGUCUCAGACCUCGCCAACUCCGUUACCAGCGACAUGCUCAUGUUGUCUCCGGGCUCUGAAGAGGAGGAACAUGAGGGUCCAGUGUGUGAGAAACUUGGUCGAAUACAGUUCAGUGUGGGCUACAGCUUCCAGGACUCCACACUUACCGUGAAGAUCCUUAAAGGCCAGGAUCUCCCAGCAAAAGAUUUCUCUGGAACCUCAGACCCAUUUGUUAAAAUCUAUCUGCUUCCAGACAAGAAACACAAACUAGAGACCAAAGUGAAGAGAAAAAACCUGAACCCUCACUGGAAUGAAACCUUCCUGUUUGAAGGUUUCCCAUAUGAGAAGGUGGUCCAGCGCACUCUGUAUCUGCAGGUGCUAGAUUAUGACCGAUUCAGCAGAAAUGACCCCAUCGGUGAGGUGUCGAUUCCACUCAACAAGAUCAAUCUUGCUCAAAUGGAGACCUUCUGGAAAGAGCUCAAACCAUGCAGUGAUGGCAGCGGUAGUCGAGGUGACCUGUUGGUGUCGUUGUGUUACAAUCCCACGGUUAAUACCAUCACUGUGAACAUCAUAAAGGCACGCAAUUUAAAAGCCAUGGACAUCGGCGGCACCUCCGACCCCUAUGUGAAAGUGUGGCUGAUGCACAAAGACAAACGAGUGGAAAAGAAGAAGACAGUAGUAAUGAAGAGGUGUCUGAACCCUGUAUUUAACGAGUCCUUUCCUUUCGAUGUUCCUGCUCAUGUGCUGAGAGAGACCACCAUUGUCAUCACAGUCAUGGAUAAGGACAGACUCAGUCGAAAUGAUGUUAUAGGCAAGAUCUAUCUCUCAUGGAAAAGUGGCCCUGCAGAGGUGAAACACUGGAAGGAUAUGAUGGGCCAUCCUCGCACUGCCGUUGCCCAGUGGCAUGCCCUCAAAGCUUAAUGGACCCACCCACUAGCCCCGCCCCCAGAUUAAAUCCACACCUACAAGCCCCGUUAAUAUGCACAAGCUUGAACACGGGUACCAAAAGCCAUUCAACAUUUUCUCCUUUUCUCUCUUUUCUUCUGUGUGACUUCUUUAUCUAGUUCUUACAUGUUUUUCCUGAUUUGCACCUGCUAAGAUCCCUCUUUCCCUUUUUGCCAAAAAAAAGAGGCUAAGCACUGCCAAGAAGAUUGUAAAAGUCCUGUGUUAUGUAAUAGAAAGCAGGCUUGUCUUCCUUCAGAUUAUUUAUUUUGACUGUUCAGUUGCCUCGGGAACAACCCAACGUCCAACCAGGAUGAUGGGGCUUCGAACCAGCUGAAAAAGUUAAAAACUCUGCCCUUUUACUGCCAUGUUUUUGUAUUCCUUCAUUCAUUCCUCAUUCCCCCUUGUGAAGAUCCAUAAGGAUCGCCUCGCAGUGCAAUACUUGAUGGAAGAAGAGUUGAACUCUUUACUUGAACCUCUUCACCAUCUCCUGCCAGUUUUGCUGGCACCAAGUGUAGAAACCCAUGUUUGCUGGAAUUCCUUGUCAUAUGUUUGUACCGUGGGUGCCGUGAUGUGAUAAAAAAAAAGUUGGUGUUUAAAAAAACUUUUUUUAUGGCUGGAUCAAAGGCUUAGGGCAUUUGCAGAAAUUUGUUUCAGUUCUGGUUUAAAUGAAAAUGGUGGGAACAAUUUUGUCAAUAUAUAGAUGAAAACCAAGAUGGAUAUUUCUGAAUCAAUAUUCCUUUGUAGUUCUUGGAUUAACCCUGUUUGCUCACUCCACCAUAUCUGAGACCUGAGCCACUUAGAAACGUCCUCCAGAGUUAUUGUGUACAUAGCUUUAAACGUACACAAUAUAAAAUAAAACUUAUUCUAAAAUACUUGUUGGAAUUGAUUAUGCAUCUCUUUUAUUAUUCAACAAAAUGAGGACUGUUAAGGUUUAUUAGUAGCUAGGUAGCAUGCUGAGCUGAGUGGCGCUACACAUUUGAGUGGUAUACAUACAAACGUAAUAUUUUCAACAAAUGAUCAGUUUUGCUCAAACUGAGCUGUUUUACACUUUGGAAGCUGCUGCGUCUGGAGGAAUCUUCAAGUGGCUCAGGAACGGGAGAGACGACAUCAGAUAGUUCAGCUGCUGGAUAGGGUUGUUGAUUCUGGUACACCGAACAUCCAUCAACAUCUCCUACAUAAAAAAUCAACUCAUGUUGAUUAGCAUGGGCACAGUGUAGUUAGCCUAGGUCACAGAUAUCUUUAUGCUUACAUUAAAUCCACAACUGAUCCAUACCCGUACCUUCAGCUGCUGUAUUUACAUCCACCCAAAACAACAGAACUGAGGAAACAUCUGUGUCUGAUAUGACCAAAAGAACCAAAUGAUGAAAUUGUGAAAGUGCCCUUGGUGCAAAUCAAAGUCGAAAAGAUAAACAUUCCAAUAAUAUAUCAAACAGGGCAGGAGGAGGACUUCUCAACUUUUCAUUGUUGUUCUGAAGUCAGUUAAAAUGCUUAAAAGCUUCCAUGGCAGAGAGGUCUUAUGAUUGGUGGCAGCAGGUGUGUGUGUGUGAGUGGUGUGUGUGUGUUUGUGAGUGUGUUUGUGUGUGUGUGUGUGUGUGUGUGUGUGUGUGUGUGUGUGUGUGAGUGUGUGUGUGAGUGUGUGUGUGUGUGUGCUAGACCAGUAGUACUGCACUAUUAUUAGAAGCUGCAAACUCGAUGCAGUGUGUGUGCUGCAUCACCUGCAUUAUUUUCUUAACCAGAUCACUGCCAGUGUUAAACAAACUUCCUUGUAGAGUUUAUUUUUAUGAGCCAAAGUAGUACUUUUAAUUAAUAUCCCAUCUACUGAGCAAAUGAUGAGCUUGAAGGGAAGUAGCAGUUUAUCUUUGUGUGAAAGUUGUAAUUUAUCUAGUCGUUGUCCUUUGUCUGACUAGUGUAAGUAAGAAAGUUAGAUAUGUGAAUGUUAACAGGAACAAACCGAUUCAGGUGGAACUCGGCUCAUUAAUACUGCUUAAAUGAAAUUAAGCCCUUAUUAGCGCUAGUAUAGAAUACUUAUCUUGCUUUCCUAUAGUUUACUGUAUUUUCUGGAUUAGGCUAGCAUUUUAGGAUUGAAAUCUCAGCAUUCCUUCAUUCUGAUUGCUAAUUGUGCUUGCACUGGGUUGAGCUAACAAUGCUAACAGGUUUCACUGAGCACUUUACUGAGGAAAAAUGCAGUGUAACAUGUAAUGAAACAGGGAUAGUGCCAUAACCAUGACUAAAAGGUUUGAGGUCUCAUGAGUCCGUAUCUUGUAACUGAAGGUAUGAUACAUAUCAAAGCAGGUAUUAUUGUUAGCGUUAUGCUUAUAUAGCAUAAAAAUCUCCCAGUGAUGCUGGCAGAAUUUUUUUGUGCUAGAGAGAUUCAGUGUCCAGAAAGUACAGUAUCUAUUGUUGCUAUUUCAAUAGAGAAAUAUAAGCUGUGUGUGUGUUUUUGUGUGUGUGUGUUUGUGUGUGUUUGUGUGUGUGUGUGUGUGUGUGUGUGUGUGUGUGUGUGUGUGUGUGUUUGGCUUGAGGUCCUCUCAUGUUUGCUCUGAAUUUUGGGUUCUUUAUUUAUGGCACCUCAGAGGAGUGUUCCAGUCUCUACAGCAGGCAUGAGCCAAUAUUACAUUUUUAGAUCAUUCAUAAACUUUAUGAACUCUCUCAAGACUUUGUCCUGGAAACUAGCCUAGCUCAUUCUAAAUUAAAUUCAGAUGUAUUUGUUGAUUUAAAGUUUUCACAUGUUUCCUUUGAUAACCUACUGUAAAAGUUCAGACUUAAGGUUCCAUAUUUCUUAUGUAUGGGAACCUGAGCAGACAUGUUUGAGAAACAAAGCUACUGGUAUCAUUCUAAAAAUAAAGUAAAGCUGGUUAACAUGUCAGUAGCAUUUAAAAAUGAAAUACAGUACCUUACCCCAAGUACAGUCCAGCAGCCAAGACAUUUUUAAUGUUCAAUAUUUUCUUCUUUAGAUUUAUUCUGACAGUGCCGAUCUCUUUUUCCUAAACAUGUCUUCAUUUACUUGCUUCAGAUGACUUCAAACUGUGUAAAUUACUUUAAUCAAAUUUGUUAAGCAUAUCACAGUAUCAUGAAGUUAAUUAGAUUGUUAUUCUAAAGCAUUUCACUGAAUUUCUUUCCAAUAACAUUUCACCUUCAAACUUAGUGAUUCUGGUUUCCUCUGUAAUUUACUGCAUUCAGCUACAUUGUGGAUUGAGUUUAUGUUUACAGAUCGCAGUUCCAACACAGUGUUUUAACUACAUGCUGUAUUUACCCUGAAAAUUAUUUGAAUUAUAUUUGUUAUCUGCAUUGGCCACUCACGCUUGUCUUAGCUGUUUGACUUCUUGUGGUGUUUGUGGAAAUUUGUUAAUUUUGCUCAAUCUGAGGAGAAAUAUUUUUAACUGUACUUGUGACAGUGAACUAUUUCACGGAAGAGGCACAGAGAGAAUAUAGAGAGGUUAUGAAUCCUGUAAAGUAAAAAAGGAGUUAUUAUUCACACCAGUGUACAUCUGCAAUCACACACUCGGUGUGUCUGGAGUAUCUGAAACAUCGCACUGACAUUUCGUCCUACAUAUACUGACUGGAAUUGUCAGGCUAGAAGGGUGAGAGACAUCAGGCGUGAGAAUCUCUGGCAGGAAUCUCUUGCUUUUUAACCUUCUUAUGCAUAACGAGCUAUGACAAGCACGACCUUCGCCGUAUACAGAGGGAGAGCUAAGUAUCUUAAGGACAAAUCCAGACUGAAAUAAAAUGAUGGCAUGGUAUGCAGGAGCUGUCACUGGGAAUUUGGAUUAAAAAGGUGUAAAAGAAAAUUGACUAGGCUUUCUUGCCAGAGGCUUGUGUUUUCCACACAUUUCAUUUAAUCAGGUGAAUAAAUCACUUUAUUUGCAAAAUUUUUAAAUAUUUUUGUUUACAAAAUCAGAUUAUCAGUGGGUCAAAACUUUCUCUUUCUUAGUAUUUGGUGGCAUUACUGUUAAAAUUCUUGUAUCUCUCAACAAUCUUCUCACAAUACAGUACUGGAAAGUUUUCUGCUUCCUCCACCAAAGAACUUGUGUAACUCAGUCAGGAUUGUGGGCCUUCUCGCUCAAACACAAUUUUUCUGUUCAGUCCACACAUUUUCUCUGGGAUUCAGGUCAGGACUUUUUGAGGAUCACUCCAAUACCUUUAAUAUGUUGUCGUGUUACACUUUAGAUGUUUGUAUGGGAUCACUCUCCUGAUGGAAGAUCCAAGAUCCAACUUGAGAUAUUUCUUCAGUAUUUCUACUAAUCCACCUUUUUCUAGUUACUGGUGCGGUUUCUUUUCCAGUAAAACAUGAUGCUACCACCCCAUGCUUCACAGUUAGGAUGAGGUUCUUCAUAUUAAAAGCCUUACCCAUUUCCCUCCACAAACAGAGCUGGUCAUUACAGUCUAACAGUUACAUAUCUGUUUCAACUGACCAGAGAACUCCUCCACAUGGCUCCAGAUCUUAUUCACACUUCACUCUGGCUUUUCUAUGCUGCUCCUGGAGUAGGAGAUUCUUGGUGUCUUUAAGACCAUAGUGAUGUAGGAUUCCAGCUCAAACUGAUGCCUCCAACUCCUUCAGCAGUUCCUUUGUUGAUUUCUUGGGGUUCAGCUGAAUCUUAUGGACCAAAGUUCUUGCAUCUCUGGGAGUUAAUUUCUUCCUUCUUUCUGAAUGCUGAAUUUGUUCUUAUACAGAUGUUUUGUACAGAUGCUCAUGGUGGCUUCAGGUGUUGCGAAGGAAGAACCAGACUUCUGAAGGUCCACAGUUUUGUUACUUGGAUUUUUCAAUUAUCUCAAGAGGGGAAGGGUUCUGGCUCUAAAGGAAGAUUCUUAAAUACAGCAACAGCUGCUUUACAAAUAAACGCCUUAUUAUAACAGGUGUCCAAUCAGAAGCUUUUCAUUUCUGGAAUCUUCAACAGUGGAACAGUGAACUUGGGGUACAUAAACUUUUGGCCCACUGGAAUUGUGAUAAAGUGAAAAUUAAAGCUGAAAUAAAUCUCUUUCUAAAACUGUUACAAAUGAUGCUGAUGAGAACAAAGCAAACAACAUAACUGACCAGAAGAAACAUAAAAAUGUCUGGAUUUGAAAAACUGAAAUUAAUAUCUUAAGAUACACAUAAAGAUUUGUCCUCAACUGUUAAUGUUAAUGGUUAUGGUGUUUUUCCCGUAUUGUGUUUUAUUUUACAUUUACCCUAAACCCAGUGGAUGAGAUGAGAACUGAACUUAUCUAUUGUCAUUUUAUAAGACUGCAUUAUGAGAUUACACAGUAAAUAAAUAGUCUACAUUUCGAAGCCACUUCCAAGUGUAAACUCAGGGUGAAGUGGGUGUCACAGGUUACACGUUUUUUUAAAGGCUAACUGUAUGGGGAGUUCAUAACAUGCAUAAAUGCUCACAGAAUAAUGAAUGAUACCAUUGAUACUAUGUACCAUUUUUUUACAUUAUGGUUUACUUUUUCAUACUUUACAUUUCUUUGUCCCUUAAUUAUCCCUCAUUAAACACCUUGUUUUCUCAGGUUAGCAUUUUGCUGCUUCAUGAAGACGUUUGAAGCCUGUUUAAAAUUAAUUUAAAAUUGAAUAAUAAUAAUACAUCUGUUGAUAAAUAAUAAUUAUUAUUAUUCCUAAUAAACAAUUCAUCUGCCUCCCAAUGUAACAGAAACUUUGGUUGCUAAGCAUUUGGGUUUUUUUUUCAGGUUGAGACACUUUUUAUAUUUUGAAGCUAUUCUGUGUUGUGACCUUUCUGGAAAUGAACUCAGCCAGUGUUUGAACAGGUGUGUGUGUGUGUGUGUGUGUGUGUGUGUGUGUGUGUGUGUGUAUGUGUGUGCGUGUGUGUGCGUGUGCAUGUGUGUGUACAGGUUGCAGUAGUGUUAAUGUUGUGUGUUUGGAUAAUGAAUCCCACCCUCUCUUACUUCUAUUGAUCACAAUUUCAAUAUGUGAUGUGCACAAUAUAAUUUGACAUGUUGAUUUAUUUUGGCAUAAAUGUACAGUGUAUAUACGUAUAAAUGUGUAUAUAAAAUGAGGAAACAAACAAAA
Tachysurus vachellii is the source of this 8194-nucleotide messenger RNA. It is a transcript of the gene syt7b, whose product is annotated as synaptotagmin VIIb. Gene Ontology annotation, molecular function: calcium-dependent phospholipid binding; SNARE binding; calcium ion binding. Lineage: Eukaryota; Metazoa; Chordata; Actinopteri; Siluriformes; Bagridae. Gene Ontology annotation, biological process: cellular response to calcium ion; regulation of calcium ion-dependent exocytosis; vesicle fusion. Gene Ontology annotation, cellular component: synapse; axon; membrane. The record is from RefSeq and is a predicted model, not a curated record. The coding region runs from base 166 to 2166 and encodes 666 amino acids. The transcript has 13 exons.